Messenger RNA from Tripterygium wilfordii, 3478 nucleotides. RefSeq names its product GRAS family protein RAD1-like. Gene Ontology annotation, molecular function: sequence-specific DNA binding; DNA-binding transcription factor activity. The record is from RefSeq and is a predicted model, not a curated record. The transcript has a single exon. Bases 1911 to 3383 code for a protein of 490 amino acids. Gene Ontology annotation, cellular component: nucleus. Gene Ontology annotation, biological process: regulation of DNA-templated transcription. Lineage: Eukaryota; Viridiplantae; Streptophyta; Magnoliopsida; Celastrales; Celastraceae.
GUUCGAGUCCUCCCUCCCCCGUUUCAAAAAGAAAAUUAUGGUGCAAUGAAUUUGGUCUUGAUUUCCUUUUAUCACAUGAUCCUUGACUUGUUACUUCAUACUUUCCUUUGAAUAUCUUAUUGUGAUCUAGAGAUUUAUAAUUAAAUUUGUAAAAUUAAACAUAUGAGCAAAUUAUUAUGUUUCAUUAUACAAACAAGUGAUCUAGGUUAAUUAUAUCAUACAUGCAAUUUAAUAUGUAAUUUUUAUAUGAAAAAAGUAGCUUGACCAACUAUCCACUCAAAAUUAACAUGUCAUUUUUUUUUUGCUGUAAAUGGUCGUUUUUUUGACAUGAAUUGAAUGAUCAAUUAAUCGGUUAUCAACGAUUAUUUUGAUCAAUUCUAGGUUUGGUUUCUACGAUUUUUUAAACACCCCUAGACUCAUCUUUUAAUUGGUAAUUCAAUUGGGUGUUUAGUUGUAUAAUUGAAAAGGCAAUGAUAAGAGGAAAGGUUUCAUGCAAUACAAGAGAACGAAGAAACUUAUUUAAUAGAAUAGGGUUUAAUAGGAUGAACAUUAUUUGUACCCAUUUUUUAUUAAGUACAUCCUACUCUAGUAUGUUUUUAAAGGGUUAAUGGGGUGUACUUAAUAAAAAAUGGGGUGUAAAUAAUGUUCAUAGUUAAAUAGUUUUAUUUUAAGGUUGCCAUGCGUUAUAGAAGCUUCAAUUGCGGCCCAUUAGCCAGCUUGAACGGGCGGUCCAAAAGAUUCUCAUACAGCUUAACCAAGCAUUUUAUUUUAUAUAGGCCAGCUGGCCCAUUAAUAAAUACAAUUUAUACUUUAAUAAUUAAUAUUACUUGAUUUUAUUAACAUAAUCUUGCUAUGGUAUCAGGUGGUAUAUUACUUGUAACUUUGUUUUCAUCUCUACUCUAGGCAAAUGUGUAUUUCAUAUAUGUCUUCUUGAUUGUUAACAUGAAUAUAUUAGGAUAAUAUUAGCCGAAAAUUGGGUCGGCUAAUCGUGCUUUUAUGCUGAUGAGAAGAAUCUUAAUUAGAGUAAUCCAGAUUGCAACAAAAAUGCUGGUCGUGUUUGGUAGCCAAAGAUUCUACGGUAAGAAUUAGAAGACAAAGAGUAGGUACAAAUUUGUGUUUUGUGUGUUUUGUCCAAACAUUGAUUUUUUUUGCAGAAUUUAGAAUUUGUGAAAAUAACAAAUUUAUUGUUUAGCAUAUAAUCAAUCAAAAUAAAUGCAGCCGUUUGUGGGGAAUUUUUAAUUAGGGUUCCUAAGCUGGAUUAUAUACCCAAUUGAAAACUAAACAAAUUUUUAAUUCCGGAAACCCUAGGGGGUUCAAUUUCUGAUUAAUUAAUUGAAGAUUCAUUGUGAUUGCUCUAUGUUGACAUUGUACUAUGCCUCCUUCAUCCAAUACAACUUUACAAAAUCGAUUUCAUUUUUUAAUUUCUGGGUUUCAUUGAUAAUAUGUAUAUGUAUAAUUAUUACAUCAUAUAAAUAUAUAUAAGCUUAGAGAAAAAAAAAUCAUAUGCAUAUAUAAAUAUAUAUAUAUAUAUAUAUACGAAUUCUCUUGUUUGGACUUUUAGACUUUUAGUAAGGACUUAAAAUGCGGGUCUAUGUUUUCAUCAUUGAUUUGAAAAUUAUGAAACCUAAAACAGUGACCCCACUUGUAAUUCCACUUAUCAAUACCUUCAAAAAGUGAUCCGUAUUUUAAGUCUUUAUUUUUAAGUCCGCAUAAGAGAAUUCAUGAUAUAUUAUAUCUAUAUAUAUAUUAUAUAUAUAUUCUUCUCAAAAAAAAAAAAAUUCUUGUAUAAUUCACCCAAAACAAGAAAACCCUUGAAGCCAACCAUAAAUACAGAUUAAACAGGAGAUGGUUCUUUCCAAGCCCAAUUUCUUCAUUGAAUACGAAGUCCAAAAAAGGAGAGGAAGAAAGUGAUGAGUCCUGGUCUCUUGUUCGGAGGAGUAUUCAAUGGUGAUGAUGUUAAGGAUGAGGAAUUCAAUGGUCUACAUCCUAACCAAUCUGUCAUCAGUUGCUGCUAUUCACUCCCUUUUCUUCCAGCACUUGAGAAAACUAAUUUCAAUGACUUUUCAUCCAAUUUUGAUGAAACCAGAAGCCACAAAAGGCUGAGGAGAACACCAAGCCUUGAUGAAUCCUCUAAUGGCUUGAACACUACACUGCCGCGGCUUCAGUUUCGCGAUCAUGUAUGGGCUUACACGCAGCGAUACUUGGCGAUUGAAGCAAUGGAGCAAGGAAUCGAGGAUGAUAAUAUGGAAGUCAGUGGUAAUAAUACUGAUGGCAUGAUAUUAGUCCAGCAACUCAUUGCUUGCGCUGAGGCUGUUGCUUGUCGCGACAAGCUACACGCUUCAGCAUUACUCUGCGAAUUAAGGUCCAAUGCACUUGUGUUCGGAACAUCGUUUCAAAGAGUUGCUUCUUGUUUCGUUCAAGGCCUCGCGGACAGGCUUGCGCUGGUUAACCCUCUUGGCGCAACCACCACUCGCUCCAAUGCUGCUUUGAUCAAGAAGGACGAGGCAUUACGCCUAGUCUAUGAAAUCUGUCCGCAACUCCAGUUCGGGCAUUUUGUUGCCAAUGAGUCGAUAUUGGAAGCAUUUGAAGGAGAGAGUUCUGUUCAUGUGGUAGAUCUAGGCAUGACCCUUGGCUUGCCUUUUGGGAAUCAAUGGCGUAGCUUAAUACACAGCUUGGCAAAUCGGGCUGGUAAACCACUUCAGCGCCUGCGAAUAACAGGCGUUUCGAACGAUGCUGAGCGACUCCAAUCAAUCGGAGAUGAACUCAAUCUUUACGCGCAAAGUUUGGGGAUCCAAUUUGAGUUCCAAUAUGUUGAAACCAACUUAGAGGACUUACAAGCUAAGCACUUCAAUUUAUACAAAGAAGAAGUUCUUGUCGUCAACAGCAUUUUAGAGCUACAUUGUGCAGUGAAAGAAAGCAGAGGAGCAUUGAAUUCUGUUCUGCAAGUUCUCCACGAAUUGUCACCAAAACUUCUGGUUUUGGUGGAACAGGAUUCGAAUCACAACGGACCCUUUUUUCUUGGGAGAUUUAUGGAGGCAUUGCAUUACUAUUCAGCUAUUUUUGAUUCUCUAGAUGCAAUGCUGCCUAAGUAUGACACAAGGCGUGCGAAGAUUGAGCAGUUCUUUUAUGCAGAGGAGAUAAAGAACACUGUGAGCUGUGAAGGGCCGGCGAGGGUGGAGAGGCAUGAGAGGGUUGAUCAGUGGCGGAGGAGGAUGAGUCGAGCCGGGUUUCAGCCGACACCGCUGAAGAUGGUGGCAGAUGCUCGGGAGUGGUUGAAGAAGGGUAAUGUUUGUGAGGGUUUUACGGUUGUGGAGGAGAAAGGGUGCUUGGUUCUUGGAUGGAAGUCUAAGCCUAUCAUUGCUGCUUCUUGCUGGAAGUGCUAACGCAGAGCAAUCCAAUCAAGCACAAAGUUUGGCUAUCGUUUGUAAAAAAGGUGUUUAAUUUUUUAUGAGAUAAAUAAGAGUAAAAGGUAGAUGCG